AUGGAGGCAGAGUCAGGUAUGGGGGCAGAGUCAGGUAUGGAGGUAGAGUCAGGUAUGGGGGCGGAGUCAGGUAUGAAGGCAGAGUCAGGUAUGAAGGCAGAGUCAGGUAUGGAGGUAGAGUCAGGUAUGGAGGCGGAGUCAGGUAUGGAGGCAGAGUCAGGUAUGGAGGCGGAGUCAGGUAUGAAGGCAGAGUCAGGUAUGGAGGCGGAGUCAGGUAUGAAGGCGGAGUCAGGUGGCAGGUCAGGUGGGGCAGGAGUCAGGUAUGGGCAGGUCAGGUAUGGAGGUGGGAAUCGGGUAUGGGGCAGGAGUCAGGCUGGAGGCAGGAGUCAGGUAGCGGAGGCAGAGUCAGGUAUGAAGGCAGAGUCAGGUAUGGAGAUAGAGUCAGGUAUGAACAUGGACUCGGGUAACGGUACUCAGUUAUAUCCCGCCCAACAUGACCUGGACUGUCUGGGGUUUUUCUUAUGCAAAUUUCCUGUGUGA
Messenger RNA from Homarus americanus (American lobster), 480 nucleotides. RefSeq lists its product as uncharacterized. The transcript has a single exon. Bases 1 to 480 code for a protein of 159 amino acids. The record is from RefSeq and is a predicted model, not a curated record. Lineage: Eukaryota; Metazoa; Arthropoda; Malacostraca; Decapoda; Nephropidae.